This is a messenger RNA of Nicotiana attenuata, 1555 nucleotides long. Its product is annotated as phytolongin Phyl2.2-like. Gene Ontology annotation, cellular component: membrane. The transcript has a single exon. The record is from RefSeq and is a predicted model, not a curated record. Lineage: Eukaryota; Viridiplantae; Streptophyta; Magnoliopsida; Solanales; Solanaceae. Bases 337 to 1155 code for a protein of 272 amino acids.
AUUUCCAAAUAAUCUAAUCCCUUCUUUUGGUGAAAUAAAAGUUUGAUUACGGGUUGUUCUCUCUCUCCUUCUCCCUCUCUCCUCUCUCCCAUGGCCGAGAGAACAAUCCCUGCUUUCCCUUUCCCUCCCAAACCCUAACUCUCCUCAAUCUUUCUCUCACCUCCCAAUAAUCUGCAAUCAAAAUCUCUAUGUUCUCUCCUUUCUAUAGAUUUCUCUAGAUUUACAUACAUAUCUGCUAUUUCUAUCUAUUUAUUUCAACUGAUAUAUUUACAUUUCCUCUCCUUGGAUGUUUCGGAUCCGAUUGAUUUGGAUGUUUGUUUAUUUCGGGUCACCUAAAUGAUGAUUCCGGAUCCGAAUUUGGUCUACUACGCUUGUGUUGCUAAAGGAACAAUCAUCCUUGCUGAAAUCAAUUCGAAAGAUGCCGAUCUUGGUUCCAUUGCCUUAAAAUGCCUUGAAAAGACUCCACCUUUACACACUUUUUUCACCCACACCGUCCGUAACAGGACGUACACGUUCUUAAUCGAAAACGCAUUUGUGUUUUUCGCCAUUUUUGAUGAAAAGAUUGAAAAAUCUGAUGGGCUAGCGUUUUUAAGCAGGGUUAAAGGCGCGUUUCGCGAAGUGAUGGACCGAUCAUCUGGGAGGAAGAGAUUGGAUAAACUCCAUUCGCAUUGCUUUCAGGGUGAGCUGAACCCGGUUUUUCACCAGCUGUUGGUUUCGAGUAUCGAUGAUGUGGAUGAGGGUGAAGGUUCCCAUUCGACGAGGAGUGAGCUGGAGGAUCACGGGCGGAGCUCAAGUUUGGAUUCUGUUAAAGGGAAGAAAAUGGGGUCAAUGCCGUUGCUUGCUGAUGCUGCUAAUAGUUUGAAGCAGAAAAAGAAGAGGUUUUUCGGGCAGUUUAAGAAGAGGCAUGAAGAGGUUAGUGAGAAGAAUGUGAAUGUGGAUAUUUGUGAUGAUCAUGGGAUCAAAUUGAGCAGAGAGUUUUCAGUUGUUAUGCAAAAGAAUGGUGGAUUGGUUCAUGGAGAAGUGGGGCAUCAAAAGGCCAAGAAAGUGUGGAAGAAGCAAGUUUGGGUGGUCUUAUCGUUGGAUUUAAUCGUCUGCACCAUUUUGUUCAUAGUUUGGUUGUGUGUUUGCAGGGGCUUCAAAUGCAUUGAUGGUUGAUUGAUACUACUACUUAUGUUACUGUGUUUUUUCAUCUAUCGCUGCGAUAGAUGUUUCCACUGAAUUGGAGGAUUAAAUGCUUUGUGUGUUCGCCAAUGUCACACUCGAGCUACUUCUGUCAAAUUUGAAGUCUAUUUUCUCAGUACGGAGCUGAUUUGAUAUCUUUCUCAAACAACUUUUACUUAUGUUGAUGUUUUUAAGUUGUGCAUAUCUAUAUAUGUGUGGAUAUUAUGACAUAUGCAAACUUUUCUUUUAAGAUAUUUGUGUUAUCUUGGAGAAAGAACCACUAUAAAUUGUAUGAUACUUGCUGGUAAGGAAGGAGAAGACAUUCUUUCCUUGUAAUCUAUGUUUUAAUUUUAAUUUGUAUCAAGAUGACGACAACCAGGAUUUGAACUAUCGA